GAAGAUGCUUUGGGAGAUCUUGUCGGUCUUCACCUUCGGGUCCAUCAUAACACCUAGAUAGCAACAAGGGCUAGUCCCACCCUGCACCAAACGAAGCGACAACAAAUCAACAGGUAUCAAGUCGGUCGCGUUUCCACUAGCGCUUCGAUUCGAUGGUCGAAUACCUUCGAUUCGGUUCCCGCGGUAGUAACAAAAUAUCGGAACUCAGUUUUCCGUGGAAAGUCCCGGGAAAACGUGUCCCGAUAGUCUGUUCCCCCUCGAAACAUGGCCUGUCACGUGACCUUUCAUAAACAAAGAUGACGUGGCUUUCUUACGGGCAUUAAAACGUAACGGAAAGUUAUUGUUAUUAUUUUUUCGGACAUUUUUUGAUUAUUAUGCUGGAAGUGCGGUCGACAAACGAAGGGAGCGAAGUCCUCGAUACCUGACUUCGUCGGAAUUGUUAGUUUCCAUCCACUCGUCGCAGAGUUAUGGAAUACAGAAAUGGGAAUGGGCUGAGUCAGAUGUUUAUUGAAUCUGAGACGUUAUCCAAAUCAAAUGGUUCUUCUCGCAGACCCAGUACUGACAGUGCCAAAAGUCUAAGCUUCUCCUUAUCGCGGGUACUCACCCCUCAUAUUCACCUGAACGACAGCAGCGUCUCAACUGUAGAUCUGAUAGAGAAAAGCCGCUCGCAGUCGUUGGGAAAUGUGAGCAGGAACAGAUCCAUCUCCUACGACCAAGAGGUUUUGUCUGGGAUAGAGGAAAGCCCCCGGCUGACUUAUAGAAGAGGCUCGUUACAACAGGAAAACUCGAAACUCAACAACUGCAUUUCUAUAAAAGACGCUUUCGGACCUCAACUGUCGAAUGACUGCGAAAUGACCCUGCCGGGUACCCCAUUGCCUUCCUUAGUCGACGAUACCCCGGAUGUAGACGACGAAACGAUCAACGAGCCUCAUGUCACUCCUUAUCCGGAGAAAGAAGAGAACAACAACCCUGAUAGUUUAUAUUUCCGAGACGGCAGAAGAAAAAUAGACAUGGUGUUGGUUUACGAAGAAGAAGAGCUAGGGGUGAUGACCGAGGUGGAAGCUAAACGGCGAGAUAAUCGCCGGACGUUCCAGGAAAAUUUAGUUAAGGAAGGUCUGGAGCUGGAGUUGGAGCACAAGGAGUUGUCGUUCGACGGACGGACGUGGUUCCUCAAGAUUCACUUGCCCCUGAAAACCCAAACCAGAUAUGCCGACCUUAUGGGAAUGAAACUGCCGAUAAAGCGAUUGAUUACAAUAUCUGUCAAGGCCUGGGACGACAAAAAAGAACACAGCAAGACUGAAUCAGCUUUCUACUUGUGGCAAAAGAAGUUUCGGAAAUAUUUUGAGUUCAAUCACGAUUUGAUACCGGAAGAACCCUCGUUUUACGACGCCACUGAAGGAGCUGAUAGGGAGGAACAAUUCGUAGUGAAAGAUAGAGCGACCUCGUACUCCAGCGCGCAGAGGAGUCUAAUAGUAAUGCAAAUCUUGUUAAGGACCAAAUUCGACGACAUCGAUAAAGUCGGUAUCCGAAGACUCCUGAACAAUUCCACUUACGUUGCUUGUUUUCCAUUACACGAGAGCAGUUGGGAUAGAUCCGAAUCAGACGGGACAAUGUUGGAUAGAAGGUUACUCUACUUGGAGUGGGCCAGUCCUUCGAAAUCGUUGAAGAGGCAACCAUUAAACCUUGUCAAAAAGUAUUUCGGUGACAAAAUUGCACUGUACUUCUGUUGGCUCGGUUUCUACACGAAAAUGCUUAUCGCCCCCGCCAUAGUCGGAACGUUGUGCUUUUUGUACGGGGUGUUUACCAUCGACGGCGACGACAACCAACCCACGAAAGAAAUCUGCGACGCCAACGGUCCCGGAAACAUCACCCUGUGUCCGUUCUGCGACAAAGCUUGCAACUACACCAAACUGGUGGACAGUUGUAAGUUCGCCAGGCUGACGUACUUAUUCGACAAUCCGGCAACGGUGUUUUUCGCCAUAUUCAUGAGCUUAUGGGCGACGGUAUUCUUGGAGAUGUGGAGACGGAAACAAAGCGUCAUACAAUGGGAAUGGGAUCUGAAUGGUACCGAACAAGACGAAGAACCCAGGCCAGAGUUUGAGACCAGCGUGAAAACUUUCCGCACGAAUCCCGUGACACGAGAAAAAGAACCCUACCUACCCCUGUCGUCGAAGGUGUUUCGCUUCGUCAUCACCGGAUCCGCUGUGUUCUUUAUGUUGUUCAUAGUUCUCUGCGCCGUUUUGGGAACGAUCAUCUACAGGCUGUCGCUGGUCUCGGUCAUUUACGGCAGCGGGAAAUUUUUCCUCAAGAAGCAUGCCAAAAUAGUUACGUCGGUGUCCGCUGCCAUCAUUAAUUUAAUCCUCAUAAUGUCAUUAACUAGGGGCUACCAUAGGCUAGCUAUAUACUUAACCAACUUGGAAAACCCAAGAACUCACACAGAAUACGAGGAUUCCUACACCUUCAAGAUAUUUUUAUUCGAGUUUAUGAAUUUUUAUUCGUCUCUAAUAUAUAUCGCGUUUUUCAAGGGUAGGUUUUUCGAUUACCCGGGCGAUACCAUCACCAGGAAGUCGGAGUUCUUCCGCGUCAAGGGCGACAUAUGCGACCCGGCCGGCUGUCUCAGCGAACUGUGCAUUCAGCUCGCCAUCAUCAUGAUCGGCAAGCAGAUCCUCAACAAUUUCGUGGAGUUAUUCAACCCCAAGUUCUACAAUUGGUGGCGAUAUCGGUCGCACAGAUCUCACACCAAAGACUUAUCCAGGAAGCACACCAGGUGGGAGGAAGACUACCACCUGCAAGACCCUGGCAGAUUGGCUCUUUUCGACGAGUAUCUAGAAAUGAUUUUGCAGUACGGCUUCGUUACUCUCUUCGUGGCCGCCUUUCCUCUGGCACCGCUUUGUGCCCUAUUGAACAACAUCGCGGAGAUUAGACUGGACGCGUACAAAAUGGUGACGCAAGCCAGGCGACCUCUAGCGGAGAGGGUCGAAGACAUCGGGGCUUGGUACGGGAUACUCAAGGCCAUAACAUACGCUGCCGUGGUUUCAAAUGCUUUUGUGAUCGCUUACACCAGCGAUUUUAUCCCGAGAAUGGUGUACAAGUAUAAAUACUCUCCCACGGAAGACCUGCAGGGUUAUAUCGAUGCCUCUCUGUCGGUUUUCAACACUUCCCAUUACAACGAUGGUAUGGGGGCCGAUGAUGACGACGAAACGCCCGAAACGUGCCAGUACAGAGGUUAUAGAAAUGGACCGAACGAAUACGACCCGUACGGUUUGAGUCCGCAAUACUGGCACGUGUUCGCUGCCAGAUUGGCGUUCGUCGUCAUAUUCGAGCACGUCGUGUUCGGUCUCGUCGGAAUUAUGCAGUACGUGAUACCGGACGUGCCGUCCGAGUUGAAAACUCAAAUACAGAGGGAAUCGUUGCUGGCGAAAGAGGCGAAAUUUGAACACGGCCUGAAGAGGAACGAUUACGAUUACGACGAUAUCGUGAACACGAUCAGGGAAAACGACAGUGUCUAUCGAAGUCACGAAAGUCGUGUCGGGAUUCGGGGAUCUUGGGCGCGACGGCUCAGCAGAUUCUCGGACGGUCUAGAUGCCCACGUAGAAGUCGUCAGCAGGAAAAAGAAAUCUACGUCUUCGACAGUGUGGGAGACGACGUAAUUAUAUAUUCUGAUCGAUUCUGUGCAUUUAUAAGUGCGAAUGAUGUGUAUUUGUGUUACGUGUAAAUAAACAAAAUUAUUAUUAAUAA
This is a messenger RNA of Cylas formicarius (sweet potato weevil), 3738 nucleotides long. Its product is annotated as anoctamin-4-like. NCBI's taxonomy places the organism in Eukaryota, Metazoa, Arthropoda, Insecta, Coleoptera, Brentidae. Gene Ontology annotation, biological process: chloride transmembrane transport. The coding region runs from base 468 to 3650 and encodes 1060 amino acids. Gene Ontology annotation, cellular component: plasma membrane. The record is from RefSeq and is a predicted model, not a curated record. Gene Ontology annotation, molecular function: protein dimerization activity; chloride channel activity. The transcript is spliced from 21 exons.